AUGGCUCCGAUCAACGCCUCCUUCGGCGCGGCGGUGUUGUCACUACUUUUUCUGGCGUCAUCGACAACGGCCUUCAACAUCACGAGGAUCCUCGGCGAGUUCUCCGACUUCUCCACCCUCAACAGCCUUCUCUCCCAGACGAAGCUGGCCGACGAGAUCAACCGGCGGCAGACAAUCACCGUGCUGGCAGUCGACAACGGCGCGAUGGGCGCCAUCUCGGCCCUCCCUUCGGACGUCCAGCGGAAGGUGCUCACGGUGCACGUCGUCCUGGACUACUACGACGCCGACAAGCUCCGCGGCAUAAAGAACGGCUCCGCCAUGCUGACGACGAUGUUCCAGUCCACCGGCCAGGCCACCAACCGGAUGGGCUUCAUCAACUACACCAGGCGCGCCGACGGCGUCAUGAUGUUCGGCUCCGCCGAGCCCGGCGCCUCGCUGACGUCCCAGAUGGUGAAGUCCGUGGCAUCCCGGCCCUACAACAUCUCCGUGCUGCAAGUCAGCUCCGCCAUCGUGCCGCCCAGCAUCGGCUCCACUGACGGCAGCAAAGCUCACGCUCCGGAGAACGCCCAUGCUAAGGCCCCCGCACCGGCGCCCACGCCGUCGAUGAGCAAGAAGCCAAACGCCCCUGCUCCGGCUCCGGCACCGUCCGACGAUUCUAGCGCUGAAGGACCUGCUGAUGCACCUGGCCCGGCGGCAGACGGGCCCGACGUGGACGGUCCGGUGGCAGACUCGCCCGACGCGGAUGGCCCGUCGGCAGAUUCGCCGGAUGCUGAUGGCCCGGCAGGCGCCGAUGCACCGGCAGAUGACAGCGACGAUACCGCGGCCGCCACGGGCAGGGUGGUUGCCCGUGCUGGUUUAGGUGUCAUGGCGCUUGUGUUCAUGGUUGUUUCGCUCUGA
Molecule: messenger RNA, 897 nt
Organism: Lolium rigidum
Lineage: Eukaryota; Viridiplantae; Streptophyta; Magnoliopsida; Poales; Poaceae
Product: fasciclin-like arabinogalactan protein 14
Exons: 1
Coding region: 1-897 (298 amino acids)
Cellular component (GO): plasma membrane
Source: RefSeq, a predicted model, not a curated record